Molecule: messenger RNA, 1932 nt
Organism: Lemur catta (Ring-tailed lemur)
Lineage: Eukaryota; Metazoa; Chordata; Mammalia; Primates; Lemuridae
Product: cystathionine gamma-lyase
Exons: 12
Coding region: 165-1382 (405 amino acids)
Biological process (GO): transsulfuration
Cellular component (GO): cytoplasm
Molecular function (GO): cystathionine gamma-lyase activity; pyridoxal phosphate binding
Source: RefSeq, a predicted model, not a curated record
CCCGAGAGUCGGAAUGACCGGCAUUUGUGCGCUCGCAGCCGGCUGCACUCGCGGUAUUUAGCUGCCUUUCGUCUGAUCCGUCUGGCUUUCUCCAGCCCUGACUCCCCGGUUUCGUUGUUAUAUCUUCCUCGCUCUUUUCCUCUCUCUUGCUUUCGCGGUUCAGCAUGCAGAGAAAAGAUGCUUCCUCCGACGGUUUCCUGCCGAGCUUCCCACGUUUCGCCACGCAGGCCAUCCACGCGGGCCAGGAUCCGGAGCAAUGGGCCUCCCGGGCUGUGGUGCCCCCCAUCUCGCUGGCCACCACGUUCAAGCAAGAGGCGCCGGGCCGGCACUCGGGUUUUGAGUAUAGCCGUUCUGGAAAUCCCACCAGGAAUUGCUUGGAAAAAGCAGUGGCAGCCCUGGAUGGGGCUAAGUACAGUUUGGCCUUUGCUUCAGGUUUAGCAGCCACUGUGACUAUUACCCAUCUUUUAAAAGCAGGAGACCAAAUUAUUUGUAUGGAUGAUGUGUAUGGAGGUACGAACAGGUAUUUCAGGCGGGUGGCAUCUGAAUUUGGAUUAAAGAUUUCUUUUGUCGAUUGUUCCCAAACCAAAUUGCUAGAGGCAGCAAUUACACCAGAAACCAAGCUUGUUUGGAUUGAAACCCCCACAAAUCCCAUCCUGAAGAUGAUUGACAUUGAAGCCUGUGCCCAUAUUGUCCAUAAGCAUGGAGACAUUAUUUUGGUUGUGGAUAACACUUUUAUGUCAGCAUAUUUCCAGCGGCCGUUGGCUCUGGGAGCUGAUAUUUGCAUGUAUUCUGCAACAAAAUACAUGAAUGGCCACAGUGACGUUGUAAUGGGCUUAGUGUCUGUUAAUUCUGAAAGCCUCCAUGAUAGACUUCGUUUCUUACAGAACUCUCUUGGAGCAGUUCCAUCUCCUGUUGACUGUUACCUCUGCAAUCGAGGUCUGAAGACUCUGCAACUCCGAAUGGAGAAGCAUUUCAAAAAUGGAAUGGCGGUUGCCCAGUUUCUGGAAUCAAAUCCUUGGGUAGAAAAGGUUAUUUAUCCUGGGCUGCCCUCUUAUCCGCAGCAUGAGUUGGCAAAGCGUCAGUGCACAGGUUGUACGGGGAUGGUCACAUUUUAUAUUAAGGGCACACUUCAACAUGCUGAGACUUUCCUCAAGAACCUAAAGUUAUUUACUCUGGCAGAGAGCUUGGGAGGAUAUGAAAGUCUUGCUGAACUUCCGGCUAUCAUGACCCACGCAUCAGUGCCUAAGAAUGAUAGAGAUGUCCUUGGAAUUAGUGACACAUUGAUUCGACUCUCUGUGGGCUUAGAGGAUGAAAAAGAUCUACUGGAAGAUCUAGAUCAAGCUUUGAAGGCAGCACACCCUCUGAAUGGAAGUUGCAACUAGUAUUCCAGAACUGUUAUUACAAGCUGCUUCCUGAGAAGAUAAAAUCUUCUGAAUAAUUUAAUGGAUGAUUAAUGAGUUUUCACAAAAUUUUCAAGUGAAAAUUUUAAGGCACCUCAUUACCUUUCAGAACUGUAACUUUCCAGGGAUCAUUCUUGUUAGAAACAGUUUUCUGUAUAUCUUAUAAUUGACAGGUCAAUUCUGUUAAUAUGUUUUUGUUGAUUUUACUAUAUAUUUGCCUCUGAAGGAGGUGAGACUUGUGCUGCUUUUUGGGAUCAUGGUUUUUUUUCCAUAGUCUAAGACUUAUUUUGAUCCUGUUUACAAUAUGAUGGUAAUUCAUUUUUGAUGUUUCAUGAAGAAUUUAAAUUAUUAAAUGAAUAUUCUUAAAUCAAGUGUGAUUUUUGCAUAUUGUUGAAAAGAGCAUUGAAGGCAGUGGUUUACACUUAAUUAUCAUAAGCCAAAAAUCAAAUACUUGAAAAAUCUACUGUGGAAUCCUACUGAUUUAAGUUUGUACUUAAUAUAUUUUAAAAAAUAAAUCUAAUUAUCAAUUGUA